AUGUAGAAAUUAGAGAACUUUGGAGAUCUUUUCAAGCACAAUAAAGAACUCCUCGACGACGAUUACAACCAUGGAUAGGCUACAGUUCUCAAGACUAAAUCUAAGUCUAAUGAUGGAAGUUUUGAGAUUAGUUCGACCUUGAAAUAAAGCACUCAAAAUUAGCAUGGAGAAGCUAACGUUGGGCUUGAGAGUAAAUUGAAGUUUAUUCAAGGAGGUUAAACCUGGGAAUGCGCACUCAAGUAAGAUGGAAGCUGCUCUUGGGAUGGCAAAUCUGAUUUCCUCUAGAGAUACAUCAACAAUAAGGGACUCCAAGUAGUUUUUCACUCAACUAAUUAAGCUAUUCCAAGUUCUACUUUACCAACAUACAAAGUUGGCUUAGACUUUGUCAACGAUUAACUAAGAUUCAAAUUACUAGCAAAUGUUUAAAACUGGGCUUUAGAGCACAAUUUGACCUAUCAAGCAAGAUCAAACUUCGUCUUUGGUUACAAUUUAGCCCUUGACUCAAGAAGCUCUAAUCUUACAAAAUACGAUGCAGGCCUCUCAUGGGAAGCUACUCCAAAUGUACUUCUAGGUCUUAAGCAUGAGUCAACUUCUAAAGAUACCAUCAAACUCGGAAAAGUCUUACUUCAGUUACAUCAUGCUGCAACUGCCUCUCAAUCACUUGGAGCAGAAUUUGUUCUUGAUUAUCAUAAGAAAGUACUUGAGUCCAGAUUUGGUCUUUCUCACAAAAUUAACAAUGACAGCUCUGUCAAAUUCAAGGUAAACCAUCAUGGUUUCCUCGAUGCUGUAUUCAAGCACAAGCUCAGCUCCGCUGCUACCCUAAAUGUAGUUACUGGAUACAAUCUCAAGGCUGCUGUUCAUGAGAAGAAAGGCACAAAUCUUCCUUUCGGGCUCUGCCUUGACCUUAAAUUCUGA
Molecule: messenger RNA, 915 nt
Organism: Stylonychia lemnae
Lineage: Eukaryota; Ciliophora; Spirotrichea; Sporadotrichida; Oxytrichidae
Source: the annotation of a GenBank genome assembly